This is a messenger RNA of Sphenostylis stenocarpa, 1851 nucleotides long. Lineage: Eukaryota; Viridiplantae; Streptophyta; Magnoliopsida; Fabales; Fabaceae. The record is from the annotation of a GenBank genome assembly.
AUGGGUUUCAAUUCUGUCUAUAGAAGCUUGCAGGAGUUAUUUCCGCAGGUUGAUGCCAGGUUACUGAGAGCUGUGGCUAUUGAACACCCAAAGGAUGCUGAUCUCGCUGCUGGAGUUGUUCUUGCAGAAGUCAUCCCGUUCAUAUCCAAAAAAUUAACUCUUGCAACUCCUCCACAGGACAAUGGCCAUGGAUCCCCACUAAGUGUUGAAGCUGAAAGUGAGGAGGAAGGCAAUAGAUUGCACCGUUGGCAUGUCCAAGAUAUAGUUGUGGGGCCUUCUUCUGCUCCACAAUCUAUACAUAUGGAAACUCCCAAAACAGCUGAGUAUUCUUUAGUACCAGAUUUGAAUGAAGCUCUGGACAAGUCUACAUUGUUAAACGUCAGUAAUUUAAAUGAUGGUACUGAAAAGUCUCUUGGAAUGGAUGACAUGAAGGAGCUAAAUGUUUUUCAGAAUGUUGAGGAUAACACCAUAGAAGAGACCUCAAACAAGAUUGCUUUGGAGACUUCAAAUGGCUUUGGUCAGGAAGAUAAUGAAAAUUUUGAUCAGAGACGACUUCAUGUUGAUGCUGAGUCUAAAAACUUGAUUUCUUCUGGUAUAUGUCAAGAGAUGGAACCUGAACAUAAUUACCUUAGCAAGGAGGCUACCUGCAAUAAUAAAAAUGAAAAUAGAACUGGAAACCAUUUAAGUGAAGAAUUGGUAAAUUUUGUAGAUGCUUCAGCUGAUUAUUAUGAUGCCACUACAAGCCACUUACUGGAGGAUUGUGAAACUUACCUGACCGAGGAAGAAAAUUCAGAGGCUCAAGCUGUUUGCCAUGAGGAAGGGAAUACUCUAAAUUCUAAAAAUAGUCUUCAACGGGAAUUGGAUGCUGGGUCUUCUAGUGCUGAUGACAAAACUCGUGAUGUUGAAGAUGAUAUUGGAGGCAAGAAUGAAGUUAGCCAAUAUAUCCAAGUAAGCAGAAUUGAUCUGCUUGAGGAAAUCAUUGAUGAGGCUAAAAGUAACAAGAAAACCUUGUUUUCAUCAAUGGAAUCUCUUAUCACCUUGAUGAGGGAUGUGGAACUUCAGGAGAAAGCUGCAGAGCAGGCCAAUAUGGAAGCUGCUGGCGGAGGGUUUAAUAUUCUGGCCAUGGUAGAUGACUAUAAAGCAGUGCUGGAACAAGCUAAAGAAGCAAAUGACAUGCAUGCAGGAGAAGUUUAUGGAGAAAAAUCAAUUCUGGCAACUGAACUGAAGGAACUUCAAUCACGGUUACUCAGCUUGUCUGAUGAAAGGGAUAAGUCUCUUGCAAUUCUUGAUGAGAUGCGUGAAAUUCUUGAAGCACGACUAGCUGCAGCAGAAGAAAUGAGGAAAGCAGCUGAGAAUGAAAAACUGGAAAAAGAGGAAUCAGCACGAAAGGCUCUUGUUGAACAGGAAAAAUUGGUGGAGAAGGUACUACAUGAAUCAAGAAGACUACAGCAGGAGGCAGAAGAGAAUUCAAAGUUACGAGAGUUCCUGAUGGAUAGAGGGCAGGUUGUUGAUAUGUUGCAAGGAGAAAUUUCUGUUAUUUGUCAGGAUAUUAGGCUUCUAAAAGAGAAAUUUGAUGCAAAUCUUCCAUUGAGUCAAUCCUUCACCUCAAGCCAGACCAGUUGCAAGUUGGCUUCAUCAGGUAUGUCCCACAAGGCUGCGACAUCUGAUGUAGGUUCUGUGCAUAGUGAUUCCUCUGAAAGAAGUAAGACAUGCCUGGUAACUUCAAUUGAAAGCCUUUGUUCCAAAAGCGGGCACGACGAGGAAAAAUCCAAAGCUGAACGCGAUGCUCUUCUUGAUGAUGGGUGGGAUAUUUUUGAGAAUGAGGCAGAGCUCAGUUCUGGAGUUUACUGA